Molecule: messenger RNA, 2129 nt
Organism: Populus trichocarpa (black cottonwood)
Lineage: Eukaryota; Viridiplantae; Streptophyta; Magnoliopsida; Malpighiales; Salicaceae
Exons: 3
Coding region: 355-774 (139 amino acids)
Source: RefSeq, a predicted model, not a curated record
AAUUUAGGGGCAAAACAAAAUUUCAAAUUCAUGUUAAUGCGACCGCAUGGAGUCUUUGAAACUUUCUCAUCGCGCGAUAUCACGCGACCAUGCUUUUGUCAAUGAACGAGGAAUGGAGCCGUUCGAAGGUUUGAUAGACCAAGAAAAACAAAGGAAGACUUUGAUCUGAAGCUACACAUCUUGCUUAUAAAUAGGAUCGAUGCCUGCCUUGAAGGCAAUGCACUCGAAACUUUUGAAACAUUCUGGUGCCUAAAUCAAUACUGCCCUCGGGGAACUAGCAGUCUGUUCUCUACUAGGAGAUUACAGGAUCUCUCGAGGUGAAUAAAUACUUGAAUAGGCUUAAUUAGAGUUGUGAUGGAGAAGAGACUUCUGAAACUCAGGAACACUGAGUCAAUGAACGAGGGAUGCAGCAAGUUAGUCAGAAAUCGCCGGGCUAUUGCCAUGAAGAGAUUUCCGAGAUCAAAACAAAACCGAAAACUAAAAGCAAACAUGGAAAGCUUAAGAGAAGACAUGGCGGAGAUAGGUGAAGAACAACAACGCAUCAAAGAUGGGCAAACGGAAAUCAGGAGGAGCUUCGAAGAGAUUGAAUCUCAAUGUGAUCAACUCAACAAGGAAACGUCUCUGAUAUUGCGACAAACUCUGUACAAUCAACAACGCCUCUGUCUUAUAUUCAAGAUCAUAAAAGCACGAGAAGACAACGACUUUUCCAUGGCCACUGAGCACACUCGACUUCUCAGGGAACUGAUGAAGCAAAAUAUGGGAAGCAAUAUUUGACAUUAAUUUGCAGAUGCAAGUGAUAGAGUAAUAAAAAGAAUGGUUAAUAAUGAUUUUAGACCGUCGACGCCACCCAUUCUCUAGAUAGUUGGGAUUUCUUUAAACAGCAAGAAUUUCAGUAAGUUUAGGUUUAAGAAGCAAAAGAUCAACGAGUUCUAUCAAAAUUCUCAUUAAUCAACAAGUAAAUUCUUUAAUUCUCUUUUUCAAAAAAGUUCAAGUUUCUUUUAUAUUUUCUAAAAUACAUUUUAUUAAAUAUGAAAUCAUAUAUUUUUUUAAUUAAUUGUUUUAAUUUUUUAGGAAACUUCUAUAUAUAUACAUACCCUUAUUUGAUGUCCCCAUUUGUUCGAAAUCUUCACCAUUAUUUUUAAUGCUCUUGUUUUUUUAAAAAAAAAACUAUAAAUAAAUAAAAAAAGACCACCAAAAUAUGGAGUCGAACAUUUUUUUUAUAUUUUCUUUUAAUAUAUUUUUUAGCUCAUUUCAUCCUUCUUUGGCUUUCAUCAUAAAAAAAAUAGGGCACUUCAAUUUUUAUUUUUUAUUUUUUAAUGAUGGCCUAUAAGGUGCUGUAUUUUUCUUUGGUGGUGGAUUUUUUGUUUGUUUUUGCGUUUUAAAAGCGUAUUUGAAAAAAUUUAUUUUUUUUUAUUUUUUUUUGUUUCAAAUUAAUAUUUUUUUGGUGUUUUUAGAUUAUUUUGAUGUGCUGAUGUCAAAAAUAAUUUUUUAAAAAUAAAAAAAAAUAUUAUUUUGAUAUAUUUCUGAAUGAAAAAUACUUUGAAAAGCAACUGCAACCACACUUCAAACACACGAGAUUGGGAAUAGAUAGGGGAAAAGCAGUUAUGAUCAAUUGUGUUUGUUUUUUUUUCUGUGUUUUUUUAACAACAAUAAAAAUAGUACAAAUAAAUUUUUGAAAAAUAUAUUAAAAAAGAAGAUGAAGAAAUCAAGCCAAAUAUUCUAAUAUGUUCACUUAUGGAAGGAAAAUAAUUAGUGAUAAUUGAUAAUUUAAAAGCUUGUUUUAGGAAGUAUAAAAGUGCUUGAGCUUUUUCGGAAAAGAGAUCUAAACAAUGAACUUAUUGGUUAACGACAAAUUUGAUAGCUCUCGUUGAUAUUUUGUUUAUAAAAUUGUUACUCUUAUAUAUAAUAAUAAUAAUAAUAAUAAUAAUAAAAAGUAGAAGGCUAUUUAUAAUGGGUCCUUAUGGACAAAACAAUUAGUCUUCUAUAUCAUAGAAUUUACAAUAUCAGAUAUUGUACUAGUUUGUGAAUUUACAAUAUAUGUUGUAAUAAGACUCUUGAAUUUAGUUUAAUUAUGGACAACUUUGCGACUAUAUGGAGUUUACUACACUAUAGAGAUUGUUAAAGCUCAA